AUGUCACAGCAAACGCUUCUGGGCAAUCCCGAUCCGGGGAUGGGCCCUCCAUCCCGUGUAAAAAUAGUGACGUACCGCUGUCCAACCCCUUCUCCCCCCAGCUUUGAUCUCCCAGUGGUUCGCCAAUCGUUCGACAGAUUUGGGUUGUCAACAACACUCAGUCCUCGUCCCACGGUACCGAAGAUGUUCCUCCAGACAUGA
Messenger RNA from Podospora pseudocomata, 201 nucleotides. RefSeq lists its product as uncharacterized. Lineage: Eukaryota; Fungi; Ascomycota; Sordariomycetes; Sordariales; Podosporaceae. The record is from RefSeq and is a predicted model, not a curated record. The transcript has 2 exons. Bases 1 to 201 code for a protein of 66 amino acids.